AUGGCAUUCACGCCCAACCUCGAGCACCUCUCCGUCCUCCUCAGUCAUUCUCCCGAAGACCAGCCCACUUUUGAUGAUACCACACAUCAAAACACUCGUCGUUCCUUGGGCGCCCUCACCGGCUGUCCGCGCCUACGCACCCUCGCCAUCAUCUAUGGCGGGCCCGAGUCACGUCCCAUACGCUCCUGGUGUCGCAGGACCCUCACCGAUGCGCUCCCCGUCCUCCUCGCCGACCAAUUCUCCAGCACGCCCGCCCCUCAUCCCGCCCUCGAGACGCUCAAGCUCGAGACCACCUACUGGGCCGUUGACCUCAACCGUGCGUGGUCCUCCUCGGUGAUCGAUCGGCUCGCCGAGACGCUUUGCGACCGGGAGCACUACCCAGCGUUCCGGACUGACGAUGGAUUGCUCGAAGUGCCGCGCGAGGUGUCGAAGCGCAUCUUCGCGCCGUUUGCGACCCGGGGCACGGACGCGGCGGACGUCGAUGCGGAAGUCAUGUUCGGAGAACCUCCCCGAAACGGAGCGAUCGACAAAGAAGGCGAGGUGGCGGGAGGCUGGUGA
Molecule: messenger RNA, 558 nt
Organism: Epithele typhae
Lineage: Eukaryota; Fungi; Basidiomycota; Agaricomycetes; Polyporales; Epitheliaceae
Exons: 3
Coding region: 1-558 (185 amino acids)
Source: RefSeq, a predicted model, not a curated record